UUGAGCAAUUCAAGCAUGGUGAACACCAUGGAGAUCAGUAUCAUUUCCAGAGACACCAUCAAACCAUCACUCGAUUCCUCUUCACUUAACCAUCUAAGUCCUUUCAAACUUUCCCUCGUCGACCAGCUGACUCCCGCAACGUAUAUGCCACUGAUCUUGUUCUACCCCGUUAGUGAUCCCAAGUCAUCGUUCAAUCUCCUCGAAACCCUAACCCGCUUAAAAAGCUCCCUCUCCGAGACUCUCACUCUCUACUAUCCAUUUUCGGGACGGGCUAAAAACAACCUCGACAUUCAUGACUUUGACACCGGUAUUCCCUUCCUUGAAGCCCGAGUCAAUUGUCGCAUGCUCGAGUUUCUUAAGCUCCAAGAAACUGAGUUGUUGAACCUUUUCGUUCCAUUCCAUCCCAUUUGCAAGGAAACUGGUGAUGAGUCUCUGCUCCCCAUGAUAGCUUUUCAAGUGAAUGUCUUUGCUUGUGGUGGAAUAGCAAUUGGGGGAUCCGCUUCUCACAAGCUAUGUGAUGGGUUGGCCGCAAACUCUAUCCUUGAGUCUUGGUCUACUAUUUUUCGUGGGGAGUGCGACAAAAUAAUACACCCUAAUUUCUCCCAAGCCUCAUCGCUCUUUCCUCCCAGAGCUCUGUUGCCUAAAAAGUAUCUAGAUUUAGCAGAUAGGUUUUGGUUCAAGGAAAACAAUUAUGUUACAAGGAGAUUUGUGUUUAGUGUCAAAGCCAUAGCCACACUACAAGAAAAAUCGAAGAGCAAAUGCGUGCCCAAGCCAUCACGUAAUGACGCACUCACAUGUUUUAUUUGGAAACAUGCAAUGGCUUCUUCUCGGGCACUGUCACCAGGUUCCUCACCAAGAACUUCCAUAGUAGCGCAUGCAAUGAACAUGAGAUCACGGAUGAAGCCACAAACGUCGUCAGCUAAUAUCAUUGGAAAUUUCUUUUGGUGGGCGACAACAGUCGCGGACUCAUCUAAGCUAGGAGAAGAUCAUGAGUUAUGUGACUUGGUGCACCUGAUUAAUGAAUCUCACAAAGGAUUUGAUAGGGGUUAUUUUGAGUCUCUUCAGGGAGAAGAGGGAAUUGGAGCCAUUUCAAACUACUUUAAUCAACUAGAAGUCUUGCUUUCUUCAAAGUCCCCACCAGAACUUUAUUUAUUCACCAAUUGGACAAGCAUUUUUCACAAAUUGGAUUUUGGAUGGGGGAAGCCUUUCUGGGUAGGGCUCAUGGGGAAAGUCGGGCCUGAGUUUAGGAAUUUCACGGUGUUCAUGGAAGCACAAUGUGGUAAAGGAAUUGAAGCGUGGGUGACAUUGGAGGCAAAGCAAAUGGCUCUGCUCCAAAAAGACCUUAAGUUUCUAGCAUUUGCUUCUCCAAAUUCUGGGAUUUCAAGCAUGUGACUGAACUUCUUUCCGCCGUGUAGUGAGUGUGGUUGGUGUGUUUACUCAUUGAAUUGUUAUUUAGUUUAAUUUCUAAACUCUCUGUAAUGUAAUAUGUGACUCUAAAGAACGAGUCUGUAUUGAUGUCUGUGAGCUCGGUUGUUUGUUGCUUAAUUUAAAUGAAAUAUUUUUCUAAGUGUUUUCUUGUGCUUGUUAAGUUAUCGCGUUUCGGAUUCGAAUUUCUUUAUUCGAAAUUCGGCGCGUACAGUAAAGGGUGAAGCUUCGGUAUGUUAAUAUUUUUCAUAU
Rosa rugosa (rugosa rose) is the source of this 1677-nucleotide messenger RNA. RefSeq names its product stemmadenine O-acetyltransferase-like. The record is from RefSeq and is a predicted model, not a curated record. NCBI's taxonomy places the organism in Eukaryota, Viridiplantae, Streptophyta, Magnoliopsida, Rosales, Rosaceae. The coding region runs from base 16 to 1392 and encodes 458 amino acids. The transcript has 2 exons.